UAAAAGAUUCCACUAUUAGGAUUGUUAUCUAUCCUUUUUGGCUUUUGGCCCUGCCAGUAUUUGCGUAGGAUCCAAGUACUCUUUUCACUCUUUGCACUCAAAAAGCCAUUGCAGGAUCACACACACUGACAAAGAGAAAGAGAGAGAGAGAGAUUACUGGGUGUGUGUGGUUGACUGUGUAAAUGGGAAUCACAAAGUGUACUUGAACUGGGAUACAUCUGAUUCCUUUGUCUCUGCUGAUUCAUAUUCUCUUUAAGGACCAGAGACACUGGGUAAUUUAUGAUUCACACAAUAAGGCCUGAUGUGGCGACAUGGUUUUUAUAUUCCCUGAUCUACCUGCUCUUGAUGUUGCCUAUUUCCUGCCAGUGUUAAUACCUCAAAAAAUGCUAGAUGGUAACACUUUUAGCAUCACAGCAUGUUUUUCUGGCAACAUUUAUUUGUGUAUUAUCUUUUCGAAUAUUUUAUAAUUCUAGAGAGAUGACCAUAGUACAUAUGAAGAUUCAAUCUGUGGUCUUGCUUGUAGCUUAUUGACAUAAUUAAUCCAUGGAGUUUUCUUAUGUGUAAAUUAUAGUACUUGUUUUCUUACCUACUUGUGGGGCUUUACUCAGGAAGAGGUUUACCAGCCCGCAGAAAGUAAUAUUGCAUGGGUUGGUUUACCAAAUUGCUUAAGGGAUCCAACCGUAAAUCUUCAGGAGGAAAAUAUCAUGGGAAAUAUGGAGAUGACAGAAUUUCAAACAAUCAUGAUUACUCGGAGGAGAAUUUGACAGAUAUUGAGAAAGAAGAAAUUGAUCGUGCAAUAGCGCUCUCUCUUUCAGAGGCAGAUCAGAAAGGGAAAAAAGUUAUUGAGGAUGACUCCGAAUCUGAAGAUGUUGAACUGUGUCAAAUUGAUGAUGAGGAAGAUGAAUAUCAUGGUGAAAUUCAACAAGAUGAUGAUGACCAUCUUGCUAAAAUUCAACAGGAUGAAGACAAACACCUUGAUGAAGCUCAACUUGAGGAAGAUGAACAACUUGCCAGGGCAAUUCAAGAAAGUUUGAGCAUUAGUUCUCAACCUCAAUCUGAUGCUGAUUCUUUAUUUCAACCAUUUGCACACUAUUUCCCAUCAGUAUACAGAAUCUGUGCUGGCUGCAAUGCUGAGAUUGGCCAAGGAAGAUUUUUGAGUUGCAUGGGAGGUUUCUGGCAUCCAGAAUGUUUUUGUUGCCAUGCCUGCAAACUGCCAAUCACUGAUUAUGAGUUUUCCAUGUCUGGAAAUCGCCGUUAUCAUAAAUCCUGCUAUAAGGAGCUGCAUCAUCCGAAAUGUGAUGUUUGCAAGAAUUUUAUCCCACCAAAUUCAGCUGGCCUCAUUGAGUUUAGAGCACAUCCUUUUUGGCUGCAAAAAUAUUGUCCAUCGCAUGAGCGGGACGGCACUCCUCGAUGUUGUAGCUGUCAAAGAAUGGAGUCAGUGGAUGCCAAAUAUCUGUUGCUUGAUGAUGGUCGAACGCUGUGUUUAGAGUGUCUUGACUCAGCUAUCAUGGAUACUCACGAAUGCCAACCUCUCUAUGUUGAAAUACAAGAAUUUUAUGAAGGUUUAAAUAUGAAAUUAGAGCAGCAAAUUCCUAUGCUUUUGGUGGAGAGACAAGCACUGAAUGAGGCGAUGGAGGGGGAAAAGAAUGGUCAUCACCACUUACCCGAAACUAGAGGACUUUGCUUAUCCGAAGAGCAAACUAUCCCCACCAUUUUAAGAAGACCAAGGAUAGGGGCAGGAUACCAGGUCAUAGAUAUGAUAACUGAGCCUUUUAGGCUGAUUCGCCGUUGUGAAGUGACAGCCAUACUUGUUUUGUAUGGCCUUCCUAGGUUAUUAACAGGAUCAAUCUUGGCUCAUGAAAUGAUGCAUGCAUGGCUUAGGCUUAAAGGCUAUGGCAAUCUGAGGCCAGAAGUUGAAGAGGGAAUUUGCCAAGUCUUGGCCCAUAUGUGGUUAGAUUCAGAGAUCUAUUCUAGCUCUGGAAAUGAUGGUGCAUCUUCAUCUUCAUCAUCAUCAUCAUCAUCCUCGUCAUCACCUUCUUCCUCUUCAUCGUCAAAGAAAGGUAAACGUUCUGACUUUGAGAAGAAACUUGGAGAGUUUUUCAAACACCAGAUUGAGUCAGAUAGCUCAACAGCUUAUGGAGAUGGGUUCAGAGAGGGUAACCAGGCUGUGCUUAAAUAUGGGCUUAGAAGGACCCUUGACCAUAUCCGAUUGACCGGAAGUUUUCCAUUUUGAAAGAUGAUGAUGGUAUUUGACUCCUCUAAAGUGAGUAGUUCACUUUGGAGAGUCAAGUAAGGUAUCCCAAUUGUUAAUGAGAAAAUUAAGGUGGUAAAUUUUAAUAAAAUCAUGAUUUAUUAUGCAUGUGCAUGAGACAUCAACCGUAAAUUUUCCAUCAAUGGUUGAGGAGCCAAAUCUAAGAGGAUGAUACAGUUUUGUUUACCUUACAUCAACCAAUAUUUCACCCUUGUCAUAUAAAUUAUAUAGGAGCCAAUAAUUCCAAAAUUAUAUAAAUUUACACUACACUGGACGAAAUAAGGAAUGGAAUGCUCCUGUUAGCCUGUGGUUGAUGAAGCCUUUUUCUUUUUUAAUGUUUGGUUGGUGUAAUUUCCAGAUUCAUAUUCCAUGUUUUACAAAUACCUUCCUCACCUGCAGUUGAAUAUACAAAAACAGCUGAAGCAAUUACAGUGAAUAGAUUGUAUAUUUUGUAUUUUGCCGAUGUUCAUUUCUUUUUU
Messenger RNA from Abrus precatorius (Indian licorice), 2730 nucleotides. RefSeq names its product protein DA1-related 1-like. The coding region runs from base 644 to 2233 and encodes 529 amino acids. Gene Ontology annotation, molecular function: ubiquitin binding. The record is from RefSeq and is a predicted model, not a curated record. NCBI's taxonomy places the organism in Eukaryota, Viridiplantae, Streptophyta, Magnoliopsida, Fabales, Fabaceae. The transcript has 12 exons.